Messenger RNA from Oppiella nova, 300 nucleotides. NCBI's taxonomy places the organism in Eukaryota, Metazoa, Arthropoda, Arachnida, Sarcoptiformes, Oppiidae. The record is from the annotation of a GenBank genome assembly.
GUCCUUUUCGAUAAGGGCACGUACGACAAGUUCGUGAAGGAGGUGCCCUCCUAUAAGCUCAUCACCCCAUCCGUCGUGUCCGAGCGGCUGAAGAUCAGGGGGUCGUUGGCCCGGAAGGCGCUGUUGGAGCUGCACGAGAAGGGACUCAUCCGUCAGGUUAUUAAACAUCACUCGCAGACGAUAUACACGCGAACCACGAAAGCGGACGACGCCGAACAGGAGGCGGAACAGGAGGCCCAACAGGAGGGCCAGAAGGGAAAGAAAGGCAAACAGCAAAAGGAAAAGGCGGAAAAGGCCUAA